GAAUGGUUCGACCUUCGCCUCAAAUGGGAGCCGGCUGAAUAUGGGGGUGUCAGGGUGCUCAAUAUUCCCUCAGAGCAACUAUGGAGCCCGAUGGCCGACGGAGAUUUCCAAAUCACCUUGAAGACGAAAGCCAUCAUCUCCCACACGGGCAAGAUUGUCUGGGAACCGCCCGCCAUUUACAAGAGUUACUGCCCCAUUGAUGUAGAGUACUUCCCCUUUGAUAUCCAGGAGUGCUUCCUGAAGAUCAGCUCCUGGACUUACCAUGGCAACAAACUUGACCUCCAGCAUCUGUGCAAUGGCAGCCUCAUCAACUUGCCCGUGGACCUGGAACAGGCGGAGAUGAUCAUUCCUGGCGGCAUCGACCUCACCGACUACUACUACAACGUGGAGUGGGACAUUCUCAACGUGACCGCCAUGAAGCGAGUUAAGUUUUAUCCCUGUUGCCCGGAGCCCUAUCCAGACAUCACGUUCAACAUCACGCUGAGGCGGCGAACGCUCUUCUACACGCUCAACCUCAUCAUGCCGUGUGUGUCCAACUCCUGUCUGACCGUCCUGGUGGUUUACCUGCCGGCCGACUCUGGAGAGAAAAUCACUUUGUCCAUCUCCAUUCUCCUGGCGUUGACCGUAUUCUUCUUGCUGCUGUCCGACAUGAACCCGCCCACCUCGCUGGUCAUCCCGCUCAUUGACAAAUAUUUAUUAUUUAUUAUGAUUGUAGUGACCUUGUCAAUCAGCUUGACCGUGUACACGUUACACAUCAACUUCAAGUCUCCCACAACCGAUGAGAUAUCGCCCUGGGUUCGUCGCAUAUUUAUCGACAUUCUCCCACGUUUGCUGCUGAUGACGAAACCCCAGUUCCCAGCAGGGUCGGACGUUUCUUUAAGUUCCGUCAACGGGCUGAACCUGAGCCGGUCGCAGACAUCAGGGCAACAACAGGUCAAAGAUGGCCCACAGUGGCGGGAGCUAGCCCAGGGUGUCAAUGACAGCCCCUGUCAGCAGCUGUACCCUCCGGAUAUAGGCGAGGCCAUCAGGGGGGUCACAUUUAUAGCCAACCAUCUUCGCAAAGGCGACAAGCAAGUGGAG
Messenger RNA from Candidula unifasciata, 1080 nucleotides. NCBI's taxonomy places the organism in Eukaryota, Metazoa, Mollusca, Gastropoda, Stylommatophora, Geomitridae. The record is from the annotation of a GenBank genome assembly.